Molecule: messenger RNA, 990 nt
Organism: Saccharomyces kudriavzevii IFO 1802
Lineage: Eukaryota; Fungi; Ascomycota; Saccharomycetes; Saccharomycetales; Saccharomycetaceae
Gene: GVP36
Product: Gvp36p
Exons: 1
Coding region: 1-990 (329 amino acids)
Source: RefSeq, a predicted model, not a curated record
AUGUCGUUUAAUGCCUUUGCCAGCUCUUUGAGCAAGAAACUACAGGAAAUCUCCACGAGUGUUUCCGAAAGAACCCAGGAACUGCCCAACUUUGCGCAAUCCACGCAAAGAAUGGUCCAGGAGCGUUUGGGCCAGGUGACAGACAUCUCUCAAUUGCCAAGAGAGUACACGGAGUUAGAGGACAAGGUCGACACCAUCAAGUUGAUUUACAACCACUUCUUGGGCGUGACCGCUAUCUACGAAAACGGAUCGUACGAUUACCCUAAAUACAUCAACGAAUCCGUCAACGAGUUUUCCAGAAGUGUUGCCUCCAAGCUGACUGAAUUGACUCAUGCCACGUCUGCGUCCGAGGCACAAAACAUUUUGGUUGCUCCUGGCCCCAUCAAGGAGCCCAAGACGCUAAACUAUGCCCUUAGUAAAGUGUCUUUGAACUCCAGCGAGUGCUUGAACAAGAUGUUCCCUGCUGAGGAACAACCCUUGGCUUCUGCUCUCUUGCAAUUCAGUGACGUGCAGGCCAAAAUUGCUCAAACCAGAAUUCAACAAGACACUUUGAUUCAAACUAAGUUCAAUAAGAAGUUGAGAGAAAGGCUGUCUUUUGAAAUCGGUAAAGCCGAUAAGUGCCGUAAGGACGUUCACUCCAUGAGGUUGAGAUAUGAUGUAGCAAGAACCAACCUGGCCAACAACAAGAAACCGGAAAAGGAAGCCUCUUUGAGAGUCCAAAUGGAGACUCUGGAAGACAAGUUUGCCCAGGUCACGGAAGACGCUACGGUGUGCUUGCAAGAAGUUAUUUCUCACGCAAACUUCAGCGAAGAUUUGAAGGAAUUGGCCAGGGCUCAAGCUGAGUAUUUCGAAACUUCUGCGGGCUUGAUGAAAGAGUUCUUGUCCAACUCGUUUGCCCAAGAACCUGAAUCAAAGCCUCAAGCAGAAGAAGAAGAAGAAGAAGAAAAGCCACAUGUCGCUAUCUCUAUGAACGACGAAGACGAUGUUUAA